GCCAUUGAUAGACGCACUGUCAAUGAGCAGCACCAGGUCGAUCUUCCCGAGGGACUUCGAGACGAGACCUUGUGUAUGUAUAAAAGUGCAAUAUUAAUCUUGGCCGGCAGUUCUACUUCAACAGUCAGUCGGUCGGGUGGCUGGCAUUGAUCAUUAUCAUCAUCAACGAGCUUCUAUCAAAAGUGUUCGGUGAACUAAUUGACUGUGACCUUAAAUCUAGGGAUUCGAACCCCGGUGUUGUGGAUGCUAACGAGGGAUACAUCUUCUAGAUCUGAAGUGUGAAUAAUUGGAUUGCAAGCAGUGAUUGUUGAAGAAAGCUGUUCACGAUGAAGCUUAUCCUUAUUUUGAUAAUCGCAACUGCGGUUUCCGCCACACCAACUCUUCUGUUAAAGAAAAAGUUGCAGUACCUACUUGAUGGUGACUCUGGACACAACAGUGGCGGCGGUGGCUUUGGGCUAAGCAUCGGGUUCGGUGCCGGUCACGGUGGAGGUGGCGGAGGCGGAGGUGGUGGAAAAUAUGGAGGAGGAGGAGGCUAUGGACCAGGCUAUGGUACUGCCCAAGUUGGACCUUCUCCUGGUGGUGGCCAUUACGGAGGUGGUGGACAUUAUGGAGGCGGAGGCGGUGGUGGAGGUCAUGGAGGUAGCUCUGCCACGGCUACUGCUACAGCUGUUGCAACAGCUCAUGCCGGUUCACAGACUGGAGGUGGCUAUUCCGGCGGCGGCGGCGGUUCAGGCUACAACGGAGGUGGCGGCUAUGGAGGUUAUGGCGGAGAUGGACAUGGAGGACAUGGCGGAGGUGGACAUGGGGGAGGUUACAAACCCGCUCCGGGCCCGGUGUACAUAGAGAAACCGGUAGCAGUGCAUGUAGAUCGUCCAUAUCCGGUUUACAUCGAAAAACCGGUAACUGUUAUUAAGGAAGUUCCGGUAGAGAAGCCAGUUAUCGUUACGGUUCCUUCAUCCGGUCAUCAUGGAGGUGGAUCUGGUGGUGCUGGGGCUUCCGGUGGUAGCUUUGCCUACGCUGGAGCGAGCAGUUUUGCCUCGAGUGGAUCUUCAGGGGGUCAUCAGUCUGGAUACGGUGGUGGUCAACAGGGUGGUUGGGGAGGACAACAAGGAGGAUAUGGAGGUUAUGAAGGACAGGGCCAUGGAGGUCAGGGUGGCCAUGGGCAGGGAUCAGGAUAUGGAACAGGUGGAGGAUACGGAUCUGGAGGCGGUGGUAGUUAUGGCGGUGGGUAUGGAGGAUCAGGGGGCCAUGGCAUAGGCCUUACGAAAACGAUUACGAUCAAUAAACACAAACAUGGGUGGUAAACCCUAAAACUCUUGUAUUAUAGUAGGUAUCCAUAACGUUUCGUGAUAACUAAUUGUAUAUACAUAAAAAAGUAGUCACAAGUAAACAUGAUCCUGGCUUCUCAGCUGAUAUCAAAUAAUUGAUUUCCUUCGCUUGUAUACUCAGAAUAUUCAUUAAGAGGGCACCUUUAGAUACGCACUGAAUCAUGUAAAAAUAGUUUUUUUCUGGGAUUAUUAUUUUAUUGGAUGAUUCAACCCUUCCCCAUCUAAAAAUUCAGAAAAUUCUAUCUAAACACGAAAUCUACAAACUUGUUUGUUUCUAAGACGUUUUCUUUUGAAAAAUAAGCUCGACAACAUUUUCGUAUCUAUAACGUUCAAUCUUUGCUUCCUAGACUAGUGUCCAGCCCGGUUUCCUUUCGAAUUACCAAAUCUGCAGGAGAAAAAUUGAAACGAGACAACUGGUAAAAAAUCUAAUCAUUCAAAUUAGUUUAAAAAAAAUAUUGCAAUAAAAAUUGAAAAACUAAAUAUGAAACAA
Molecule: messenger RNA, 1818 nt
Organism: Uranotaenia lowii
Lineage: Eukaryota; Metazoa; Arthropoda; Insecta; Diptera; Culicidae
Exons: 2
Coding region: 327-1304 (325 amino acids)
Source: RefSeq, a predicted model, not a curated record